AAAAGGUUGGUGCUUCUUAUUUCAACAGCUUUUUAUUAAUAAAGAAAUUAAAGGAAGAGUAUUGUAGAAUGGUACAACUAUUUAAAUUUCUGCUUAAAGCUGAAAAGAAACCGGUACGUGAACACCUACGUAACGCAUUCAUUGAUGGUCUGCGUUUAACAGUGCGUGGUGGCCACGGAGGUAAUGGCAUACCGAAAUAUGGCGGCAUUGGUGGACAAGGCGGUUGUGUGUAUUUCGUGGCGAAAGAAGAUGUGAGCUUACGAAAUGUGGAGAAGAAGUACAAAACGAAACGCAUAGCUGCGUCAAGUGGCGAAGAUAGUAGUAAAGUUCGUAUCCUUGGACGACGCGGCCUGGACGAACGCGUUGAAGUGCCGCUGGGUGUUCAAGUGUUCGACGAAAAAGGUCAGCUAUUAGGUGAUUUAAAUGAAGAUGAUGCCAUAUGCAUAGCAGCAGGUGGUGGUGCUGGUGGAUGUACGGGUAAUAAUUUUUUGGGUGCGCCUGGUGACCAUCGUACUGUACGCUUAGAUUUGAAACUAAUUGCUGACGUAGGACUUGUUGGCUUUCCAAAUGCUGGUAAAAGCACAUUGCUUAAAGCGAUAUCAAAUGCAAACCCAAAAAUAGCUUCGUAUCCCUUCACUACCAUACGACCACAAAUAGGCACUGUGGAAUAUCCCGAUUUACGCCGCCUAACUAUAGCUGAUUUACCCGGCCUGAUUGAGGGCGCACACGCCAAUAUUGGUAUGGGUCACAAAUUCCUUAAGCAUGUCGAACGUACACGUCUCCUACUUAUUAUGGUUGAUAUAUUUGGUUUUCGCUUAAGCGCACAACAUACAAAACGAAACUGCAUUGAAAAUAUUUAUGCACUAAAUAAAGAAUUGGAAUUGUACGAUGCAUCACUGUUGGAUAAGCCAUGCGUGUUGCUUUUGAAUAAAAUGGAUGUGAAAGGUGCACCCGAGUUGCUUAAAAGUGUAAAGUCAGCAAUUAAGAACCUGGAAAGUGGUUUAGAAAAUUGUCCGGAGGAAAUAAGGCCAACAAAGCUUUUUAAUUUUGAGCGUGUCAUACCAAUUUCCGCGCAAAACAUAAAACGUAUUGAUGCCGUUAAAACAGAGCUGCGAAAUGUGCUCGAUAGUCUAGCAGAAGAAAAGUAUGUGGCUGACGCUUUGGAAGUACGCACGCAAUUGCAAAGAAAAGUAGGCGAGCGUGGACCUAAAAUAACUUAAGUGAUCAGUAAUUGUUCAUAUAUUAUAGUAUAGUAGUUUUUAAACUUACAUAUUCGAGUAAAGAAUAAAAUGUUGAAAUAAGUGACACAAAUAGACAAACAA
Molecule: messenger RNA, 1322 nt
Organism: Anastrepha obliqua
Lineage: Eukaryota; Metazoa; Arthropoda; Insecta; Diptera; Tephritidae
Product: GTP-binding protein 10 homolog
Exons: 3
Coding region: 69-1220 (383 amino acids)
Cellular component (GO): mitochondrion
Molecular function (GO): GTPase activity; GTP binding
Source: RefSeq, a predicted model, not a curated record